AUGCGUCUACUGGUCGAUAUGACCAAGCUCCAGCAGAAUUUAUAUGCCUCAACAAUUUCUAAUGAAGGAGUUGUUAACCGUGACCGUCUGCGACUUUUCAUACGUGCUGGUAAUGGAGGACAAGGAUUGCAACGGUUUAAUGGUACUGGAGGGAAUGGUGGUGACGUGAUUAUGGUUGGAGAUUCGAAAAUGACUUUCGAAGGGAUGCUGAAAAAUGCUAAACAUCAAGUAUUGAAAGUACAAGCUCAAAGUGGCCUGGAUUCAUCACAAACCUCUCUCAUUGGUAUCAAUGGAAGGCCAAAAAUCCUCAAGGUACCGGUAGGUGUCGAUGUGAUAAACGCGGAAACGAAAAUGUUGAUAGCACGUUGUUCACGACCACUUUUCAAUUACGUAAUAGCACGAGGUGGUCGUGGAGGUUGCGCUGAAAACUGCUUUCAAGCAACUGCUGGUGAGCGGUUUUUUAUCGAUCUCCACCUUAAGCUUCAUCCAAACAUUGGUCUGGUUGGAUUCCCCAAUGCAGGGAAAUCGACACUUAUGAAGGCAUUGGUACCAAAAAAAAGAAUCAAAAUAGCGAGUUAUCCAUUUACAACAGUGAAACCUCAGAUUGGUUAUAUUAAUGACUUUGGGUCGGAGUUAGAAUCCGCUGACGAUGAUGAAGAUUCGUUCAGUUUAUCAAUCGCCGAUUUACCAGGAUUGAUAGAGGGAGCAGCACUGAAUCGUGGGAGAGGUCGA
Cercopithifilaria johnstoni is the source of this 732-nucleotide messenger RNA. The record is from the annotation of a GenBank genome assembly. Lineage: Eukaryota; Metazoa; Nematoda; Chromadorea; Rhabditida; Onchocercidae.